Molecule: messenger RNA, 1411 nt
Organism: Ipomoea triloba (trilobed morning glory)
Lineage: Eukaryota; Viridiplantae; Streptophyta; Magnoliopsida; Solanales; Convolvulaceae
Product: probable pectinesterase 8
Exons: 5
Coding region: 17-1177 (386 amino acids)
Biological process (GO): cell wall modification
Molecular function (GO): pectinesterase activity
Source: RefSeq, a predicted model, not a curated record
ACCCCCAAAAAAAAACAUGAUGAUGAGCUCUAAAGGCAUAUCUUUUGCUCUUUUGUUUGGGUUGGUGGCUGUUUUGGCUACCAACCCUUUCAUACAUCUAUCCCUAAUGCCACUCAAACUAAGCCUCGUUUGUUUAAAGUCAAGAUCGCAUCACCAUCAUCACCGUCACCACCAUCACCAUCACGACGAGGAGCAGAUUGUGAAAUCUGUAUGCGAUGAUUUCGUACCGAAUUUUCCUACCGUUGAUCCUAACGUCACGUCUCUUAUCUGCGUCGAUCGCAAUGGAUGUUGCAAUUUCACCACUGUGCAAUCCGCCGUGGACUCGGUUGGAAACUUUAGUGCAAAGAAGUCCUUAAUAUGGAUCAACAAGGGCAUGUAUUUUGAGAAAGUUAUUAUUCCAAAAACGAAACCUAAUAUCACGUUCCAAGGCCAAGGUUAUACCUCGACGGCGAUCGUCUGGAACAGCACGGCCAAUUCUUCCGGCGGCACGUUUUACAGUGGCUCCGUGCAAGUUUUCUCGGCUAACUUCAUUGCCAAGAACAUAAGUUUCAUGAACGUGGCUCCGAUGCCGGUGCCCGGAGCGGUGGGAGCUCAGGCGGUUGCGAUUAGAAUAGCCGGCGACCAGGCGGCGUUCUUUGGUUGCGGAUUCUUUGGAGCUCAGGAUACUCUUCAUGACGACCGAGGCAGACAUUACUUCAAAGAUUGCUACAUUCAAGGCUCCAUUGACUUCAUUUUUGGCAAUGGCAAAUCCUUGUACGAGAAUUGCCAGUUGAUAUCCAUAGCCAACCCAGUACCCCCGGGAGUAAAGUCAAUUAACGGCGCUGUGACGGCGCACGGGCGAAACUCCAAGGAGGAGGACAGCGGGUUCGCAUUUGCGAACUGCAGCUUGGGUGGAAGCGGCAGGAUUUGGCUGGGCCGUGCAUGGCGGCCGUUCUCCACCGUCAUCUUCUCCAACACCUAUAUCACAGAUAUCGUCGCUCCCGAAGGUUGGAAUGACUUCAAUGACCCUACAAGAGACCAGACGGUAUUCUACGCAGAGUAUAACUGUACAGGCACAGGAGCCAAUACGAUGAUGAGAGUGCCGUACGCUCAAAGGCUAAAUGACUCCCAAGCCCUCCCUUUCCUUACUACUUCAUUCAUCAAUGGUGAUCAGUGGUUGCUACCGCUGCUCUCUUGAAUACAAUGAUCGGAUUUUAUACACUGACGGUGAAUUAAAUAUUGGUGAUCAAUGAACAAUGGUUACUAGCUAUUGUUACUCUCUUGAAUACAAUGAUCGGGUUCUAUAUAUACACUAAGGAUGAAUCAAAUGUUGUUAUAUAUCACUUGAAAGUUUAGUUGAAACAGAAAUUGUGUUUAUUAUUGUAAUUGUGAAUUGAUUUUCAAUGAAGUGACGGCCAAUUGUGUAUUCCAA